This is a messenger RNA of Ixodes scapularis (black-legged tick), 2160 nucleotides long. RefSeq lists its product as uncharacterized. NCBI's taxonomy places the organism in Eukaryota, Metazoa, Arthropoda, Arachnida, Ixodida, Ixodidae. Bases 1 to 2160 code for a protein of 719 amino acids. The transcript has 6 exons. Gene Ontology annotation, molecular function: zinc ion binding. The record is from RefSeq and is a predicted model, not a curated record.
AUGGUGUUCCACCAAAAGUGGCGCUGUCAGCACAGCAGUGUUAACAAGACAGCUGGUCACCAUGCCACCAACUGCCCAGCUUUCGUGGACAUCAAAAUAAAAAAAAUUAACAAGAACACCAAGAAGAAUGAUGCCUUCCUAAAGAAGGCAGUCCCGCUGGCAGCGGUGAUCAAGCUUAGGGAGGAUCACAACCACAACCUUCACUGUGCCGACGGACUGCGGCUACUGAAGAGCACGGCGGACACCCGAGCACUCUUUUACGAGUACUUCAAGGACGGGCUCACCCCGGCAGAGGCGAUGUGCCUGCACCAAGAAAAGCUGGCAGCUACUACUGCAACCAUGGAGCACCUGGCCAGCGGUGCUGAGAACCCCAGUGCACGCACAGUGUACCAUUGGUACUCAACUUGGCGGGUCGAGCACUAUGGUGAACCUGUGGACCCCAUCAAAAAACUCGGUGAAAAGGCGGCGAUGUAUCUACAGCACGGUGUCGACGUCAGGACCACGCAGUCGGAAGACGGGUCUUGCUGGGCUGUCUUGGUCGUCACCAAGAUCAUGCUCCGCACUCAGCAGCUCGCUGCGGCCAGCGAGAUCGUCUUCCUCGACUCCACCUCGUCGACUGACGGCACUCAGAGUACCACCACCGUGCUCCUAGCUGCCACCAAGGCUGGUGCCAUCCCCCUUGCAGUGCUACUGCACAGCUGCCAGACAACCGAGAGCUACACUCGUGCCUUCCAGCUCCUGAAGGAUGCCUAUCCGGUCUGCUUUGGAGGAGCGCAUGCUCCUCAGGCGUUUAUGACAGACAACGCCUCCGCCGAGAAGGCGGCCCUGCGAACGACCUGGCCCGAGGCCAUCCAGCUCCUGUGCCACUUCCAUGUGGCCCAGGCAGAGUGGCGUUGGCUGUUUGCUGCCGUUAACCAGGUUGGUCGGGACGAGAGGAGGGACCUCAUGUCUGCAUUUCAAAAGAUCAUGUAUGCAGCAACCGUGGACGAGAUGGAAGCCGCCGUUAAGGGGCUCCAGGGAAGAUCCCACCAGGGCUACAUCAAGCGUGUGAUGGCAUUCUUGGAGCGGAAAUCCGAGUGGGUGCUUCUCUUCCGUUCUGGCCUCACCACGAGGGGCCACAACACUAACAACUUUGCGGAAGCAUCCAUUCGGAUUCUCAAGGACAUCGUGCUCCACAGACGCAAGGCCUACAACGUGGUCGCCCUGGUGGACUUCAUCGCCUCGGUGUGGGAGGACUACUUCAAGAGAAGACUCCUCUCGCAUGCGCACAAUCGCAGGCCAGCCCACCAGUUGCAGUAUGACCACCUGCUGAGACGGAUGCCUGCCUCUACUGCUGAUUCUAUCAUCCGACUAGACAGCAGCAUGUACCAAGUCCCCAGUGGGCAAGAGGACGGCAAGGUGUACGACGUCUGCUGCGACAUCGGAACCUGUACUUGUGCAGCUGGACAGCAGGGUGCCUUCUGUAAACAUCAGGCCCUGGUUCACCACCACUACGGGGGCCCAUUUCCCAACGCUCCAGUGCUCGCACCCCACGACCGGCACCAGCUGGGACUUCUCGCUUUGGGAGAAAAAUGCCCGGCGGAGUCCUUCUUUGAAGACUUUCAGGGGCCAUCCACCAGCGCCGCCAUGGAACCCUUUACAAGUGCCGCCAUGAACCCAUCCACCAGUGCUGCCAUUGACGGGGUUGCACAACCAUCGGAGCGAAACGGCAGCCCUCCUCUGGACUCCGAGCCCCAGGCUGCAAACGACGACUCGCUUCGCAACUGUCAGCAACAUCAGGAAGUAGACGAGCUCCUACACCAGAUCCAGCAGGAGCAGUGGCGACAGCAUGCUACUCUUGUUGAAAAUCCUGCGUACGCACAGCAGCUGCGGCAGAUCCUCACGGGGAUGAGGAAGGUACAGCGAGAGCCCGAGAUGAUGGCCUGCAUCAUAGCCACAAAAGCGGUGUACGCUGGGAGAAAGAGGCAAGGAGGCACCAUCAAGGUGCAACCGACGGCCAUCGCCAGGCGCCGCCCAGGCAUCACCCGAGGCAACAAGCGAGUGCCUGCUGGCCGCCCUUCGAAGGGGCUCCCUGCCAAGAGGGCCAAGAAGGAGCAUAGCUUCAGCACCAACAUGAAGAAGGACUUGCCCAAUGCCAAGUCACACGGCAUAGGUCACUAA